CAACAACAAAACUUUUUUCCUUUUAUGCAGUUUAAAACGCCCUUAAAUACUGCUUUUUGAUCUCAGACUCAUUUACUUUGAUGAGAGCUAAUCGUGUUUAUAAAUCUUUAUAGAAUCCUGCCAAAAACUCUGAGAUCCUCAGGGCAGGAGCCUUGGCUUUCUUUUGCAGAUCAGAAGUGUGUCGCUCCCUAACUUGAAUCUCUUCUAGCUCGCUGAAAGGCAAACCAAAAGCUGCUGAGUUUUCUUCAGUGGGAGACAGACUUGCAAGUGGUAAUGCUGAGAGGAUGGUAUGAGUAUAUUUGCAUAAAUCAUGAAGUGGUUUGGGUUGGAAGUGACCUUAAAGCCCAUUGGGUUCCAACUGCCUGUCAUGGGCUGGAUUGCUACCCACCAGCUGAGGAUGCCCGGAGCCCCAUCCAGCCUGACCUUGAGUGCCUCAGGGAAUGGGGCAUCCAUUGGGCAGCAGGGCCAGUGUCUCACCACUUUCUGAUUAAAUAAUUUCUUCCUGAUAUCUGAUUUAAAUCUCUCCUCUUUUAGUUUAAAGCUGUUCCCCCUUGUCCUGCCAUUCCAAUUCCAGAUAGAGUCCAUUUCCAGCUUUCUUGUAGGCCUGUUUUCAGAGGAGUCUGUUUAGGGAGGCGUACAGCAUUUUUCUCACUCAUCCUACUUUUAGAGCUCCUACGUAUGAGUGGAGCAUGUCUUUUGCAGCUCUUGAUCACUUAUAAUACAGAGCCAAACUUAGCCAGUCCACAUUUUAUUUUCUCUACCUAGUAGCACUUCUGUACAACAAUAAAAUAUUUCUUUGGAUUAGUGGGCACAGGAGAAGACAUCUGUUUCUUUUCCUUACUUCUAAUUCAUAGAAUAUGAUAGUUUAGAAUUAAGAGUGAAACUACCAGUGGGAUGGCCUUACAAAGCUGAGAGAUCUGAAUAGAAAGGCUGGCUGAUGAAUGUGGUGCUUGUUACAUGUGCAGCACACAGUGGAAAAUCAAAGUUUGAAAUUAACUUUGGUGGGAAGAGAGGAGAAGAGGAUUUGUGUUGUGUAUUUCAGAUUAAUAUUACUGAUGGUUAUGUGUUUGGUUUAAUGCAUUAAAUAGGUGCAGCUUUAUGGACAGCUGAACUGUUCAAAUGAUUUGGAACUUCAGUGGUAUUAUUAACUGUUCUUGAAAUUUCAAGUGAGAAGGCUUCUGGGCAAGCUUGUGGUAGAGUUUUAAUCAUUUUAGUUAACAGAAGAUAUUUGUUUGGCAUGUGACUAACAACUCUACACCCACAAAACUGGUUUGAAAUGAAAGCAUUAAAAGAAAGAAUGAAUGUUACAAGCGGUAAAGGGUUCUUGUUUGGACAUACAUGUUUAUAUAUGUACACUCUAGAGGAUUUUUUGUCUUUCAGAGAUAUAACAACAAUGAAAGGUACCAUCGUUGCUCAAGUUGAUUCAAGUGAGUCUUUCCAGGAGUUCUGCAGUACGUCAUGUUUAUCCUUCUAUGAAGAUAAACAGAAUCCUUCAAAAGGAGCUUUGAAUAAAUCAAGAUGCACUAUCUGUGGUAAACUAACUGAGAUUCGUCAUGAAGUUAGCUUUAAAAAUAUGACUCAUAAGCUGUGCAGUGACCACUGCUUCAAUAGAUACAGGAUGGCAAAUGGUUUAAUAAUGAAUUGCUGUGAACAUUGUGGAGAGUAUUUGCCCAGUAAAGGAGCUGGAAACAAUACUCUUACUAUUGAUGGUCAGCAGAAAAGAUUCUGCUGUCAGAACUGCGUUGGUGAAUACAAGCAGCUAAUCCAAAAGGGACAGGAUAGGUUUCCAAGAUACUAAAAACAUAGGCAUAUGCCCAGAAGCCAUGGGAAGACUUGAAGAAACGUUGAAUACUCUCUCUCGAAGAAACAAAAAGGCAUGAGAUUAUCUUUGAACUUGAGACAUUCCCACACAACCAGUAUAACAUGCACUGCAUAUGGAAUUAAGAAAUGAACGUGGAAUUUUGAGAGGUUGAAUGAUAAAUCUGUACUUCCAUUACAGACUGUACUCUGUUCAGAUGCUUUUUUUUACAUUGUGUUUAGAUGUGUAUUUGAGAAUGAGAAGGGUGUGGGUAGCAAGUCACAUAUUCUAGUUUGAUUUGGGGAGGAGGAACAGUUUGCAGAACAUUGGAAUCUUCAUAAGUAGUGGUGGAUAUUGCAUAUUAUUGUCCAGAUCCUUAAGAGAAGCUUUUAAAAUUCAGAAACACACUUUGUUUUGGUGCAUUCAGUUCUGACAGGAGGCUUUAUUCAAACAAGUUCUUAAUAUUUUUUUCUUGGUGCUGGGAAACUGUAACAGGCUGUGCGAAGCUUAACUCUAGUGCUUAUGUACAUCUUGUUUGGACUGGUGAUUAAAUGUAAUUAAUCACUGGUAGAUUUCAAAUGCUCAUGGAGCAUGAGAGUUUGGGGCUGUUUUUAAGGAAACUAAUUUUGAAUUAGGAGCUUUGUUAUUAUGUUGUUGUAGGUGCCAAAGUUGCUCAGGGUACAGCAGUUAGAAUUUCAAAGUAACUAGUUGUCUAGUGAGGUUCAUUUAAGCUUCCAUUUUCAUUAAGGUUUUUGAACUGAAUGUAUUCAAGGAAUUCUGUUUUUGAAAAGGAAUUUAGAUUUUGGAAAAUGUCACUGAAAACUCAUUGGGCCAUGAUGGGUAAACUAUAGAUUUCUUUAUUCAGUAGUAACAGUAUUUUCUUGGAAAUUUUUGAUUCAGAUCUGGCUGUUAAGGAAGGAGAGAAUAUGGGAGAGUUGCUGUACUGAAAUAAACACUGGAGUCAAUAAUGUAGGAAAAGUUGAUGUCAUUUGAUUACAGCGUUGUGCUAUACAACUUGUUACUGUGUGUCACAUAAGUUUCAGCAAAUGUUUUCUUACGUUACUGUAAAAUAAAUAGGUUUUGCUGGUAUGAGCUUUGUGUUAAGCAGUUUAUAUUGUAAAUGUCAUAAGACUAUCACUAUGCUUUACUUUUGUAGCAGCAAUAAACGAAAACUGGUUUUUAUUACUUGUACCUAUCUAUAUACCUCAUCCCUAUUUUUUGAAUAAAUAUUACACUGAUUUGAACAAUCGAUUUUUAUCAACUUAUCAUGGACAGUUUUUCUUCUUUUCUAAGAUGUGCAUAAUAAAAAUUACUGUGGCUAUUGGAAUAGCCACUGAGCUCAAGUGA
Meleagris gallopavo (turkey) is the source of this 3145-nucleotide messenger RNA. The record is from RefSeq and is a predicted model, not a curated record. NCBI's taxonomy places the organism in Eukaryota, Metazoa, Chordata, Aves, Galliformes, Phasianidae.